AGAAAACUUUCUGCGAAGCCAGUUUUGAGAGGCGGCGGGGUUGCUUGGGAAGGGGCUCUCGGGGGAAGAGGAAGCCGGGCCGGGUGUUUGCUGGGAGGGAGAGGUGGCCUGGCGGUGAUUUUUGCCGAUCGCUUUCGUUCGUUCCUGGGAAAACUCUUUAAAUUAAAUGCAUAUCGCUUGUGUAUCCCGCGUAUCGUCAGAGAACCUGGUUGUGGGCACUUAGCAAACACACUAGCUCAUUGUCGGACGGUGAGGUAUGGAUGGGUAUAAGUCACCUGCUUGCACCAUGCAGGUCAGCUUUGUUUGCCAGCGUUGUAGCCAGCCCCUUAAAUUGGACACAUCUUUCAAAGUUCUUGACAAAGUCACCAUCCAAGAAUUGACAGCUCCUCUGCUUACUACUGCUCCAGCAAAACUGGGUGAUGCACAGGAGGAAGAGACCACUUUGACAGAGGAAGUGUUUGUUGAAAACCGUCAGGAUGGUGUGUCCCGAAGAUUCAUUCCCCCAGCCAGGAUGAUGUCAACAGAAAGUGCCAACAGUUUCACUCUGAUUGGAGAGGCCUCUGAUGGAGGCACCAUGGAAAAUCUCAGCAGAAGACUCAAGGUCACUGGAGAUCUGUUUGACAUCAUGUCUGGCCAAACAGAUGUGGAUCAUCCUCUAUGUGAAGAAUGCACUGAUACACUUCUGGACCAGUUAGACACACAGCUCAAUAUCACAGAGAAUGAAUGCCAGAACUAUAAGAAAUGCCUUGAAAUCCUGGAGCAAAUGACUGAAGAUGACAAGGAGAAAUUGCAGUUGGAACUGAAGGAAUUUGCUCUUGAGGAAGAGAGGCUGAUUGAGGAGUUGGAGGAAGUAGAGCAAAAGCGCAAGGCAAUGGCUGAAGAUUUUGAGAAGGUUAAAACUGAGGCUGAGAGGCUGGAUCAGGAGGAAGCUGAGUAUCAGAAGGAAUACAGUGAAUUCAAGCGGCAGCAACUAGAACUGGAUGAUGAACUGAAAAGUGUUGAUAAUCAAAUGCGUUAUGCCCAAAUGCAGCUGGAUAAGCUAAAGAAAACCAACGUAUUCAAUGCUACUUUCCAUAUCUGGCAUAGCGGGCAGUUUGGCACAAUAAACAACUUUCGUCUAGGCCGCCUCCCAAGCGUCCCUGUGGAAUGGAAUGAGAUCAACGCAGCCUGGGGGCAGACCGUUCUGCUGCUUCAUGCCCUUGCCAACAAGAUGGGCCUGAUCUUUCAAAGGUACCGCCUUAUUCCGUAUGGAAAUCACUCUUAUUUAGAGUCUCUUACAGACAAAUCCAAGGAGUUGCCUCUCUACUGUUCAGGAGGCUUGCGAUUCUUCUGGGACAACAAAUUUGACCAUGCAAUGGUGGCAUUUCUAGACUGUGUACAACAGUUCAAAGAGGAAGUAGAAAAGGGCGAGACACGUUUCUGUUUACCUUACAGAAUGGAUGUGGAAAAGGGCAAGAUUGAAGAUACAGGUGGAAACGGUGGGUCCUAUUCCAUUAAAACCCAGUUUAACUCAGAGGAACAAUGGACAAAAGCGCUCAAGUUCAUGCUGACAAACCUGAAAUGGGGUCUAGCUUGGGUUUCUUCCCAAUUCUAUAAUAAAUGACAAUUAUGAAGGAGAAAGAAUCCAGCAGCCUGACUGAAUGAUGCCGAAAGCAGGACUUGGCCUGUGGCAGCCAUACAUCAUCUUAGAAGAAGAAAAAUCUACAGCUUUGACAUUUCAUUAUAAAGUGGAAUGAAGCAAAAAGCUUCAUAGCAUAGUUUAGAUAACAUGUAGAUAAAGCACACCAUUGCUGUUUGGGAAAAAAUCAUGAUGUAUUUUCUCCUAUAGGGCAAAAAAAGGAGACAAUAUUAGAGGUAGAGACUCUGCUUAGUUAUGAAGCUAUUGCAACUUCAUUAUUGCACUAAGCUAGGAAAUACAAAAUAAAUACACUGAUUUUGUUUUUCAGAACGUAUUUAUUUAUCAGUGCUAGGGAGGGUAGCACUUUAAUGUAUUUUUUCUCAGAUGCAUUUACCUGUCAGUGCUAAGGCUUCUGCUUUGGAAAAGCUUUUACAUGUAACAUUUCUCAUAUCUCUAUAAUCCAUACAUCUAAUGUCUGUCUUAAGCUGCUAUAAUUCCUUGCAAUGUAAUGGUUAUGCAAGACUGCUGUAAAUGGUUCUGAUGCCCUAGUCAUGGACAAGGUACCUUUCUUUUAAAUCUCGCUGCCUCUUAAAGGAUUAAGAUAACAAAACCUGUGAGAUAUCCAUUAAACUAUUGAAAUGUA
Molecule: messenger RNA, 2261 nt
Organism: Python bivittatus (Burmese python)
Lineage: Eukaryota; Metazoa; Chordata; Lepidosauria; Squamata; Pythonidae
Gene: BECN1
Product: beclin 1
Biological process (GO): cellular response to nitrogen starvation; autophagosome assembly; late endosome to vacuole transport
Cellular component (GO): phagophore assembly site; phosphatidylinositol 3-kinase complex, class III, type I; phosphatidylinositol 3-kinase complex, class III, type II
Molecular function (GO): phosphatidylinositol 3-kinase binding; protein-macromolecule adaptor activity
Source: RefSeq, a predicted model, not a curated record